Molecule: messenger RNA, 1265 nt
Organism: Nycticebus coucang (slow loris)
Lineage: Eukaryota; Metazoa; Chordata; Mammalia; Primates; Lorisidae
Gene: CLDN17
Product: claudin 17
Exons: 1
Coding region: 175-852 (225 amino acids)
Biological process (GO): cell adhesion; bicellular tight junction assembly
Cellular component (GO): plasma membrane; bicellular tight junction
Molecular function (GO): structural molecule activity
Source: RefSeq, a predicted model, not a curated record
AGCAGGUACUUCUUGUUAGGCCAAGUUCAGUUGCUUUUGCUGUUUGGAUUAAAACGUUAUGGGCAGCAGCUGAGGUGAACGUCGUCCGAGAUUGCUCUAGACUCAGCCCUCCACUAUCUGAAGCGUGAGCAUCUUCUGCCAUUCCAGACUGGACCAGUCUUAAAAGCAAAGGCAAUGGCGUUUUAUCCCCUGCAAAUUGCUGGGUUGGUUCUUGGGUUCCUCGGCAUGGUGGGGACGCUUGCCACGACCCUUCUGCCUCAAUGGAGAGUAUCGGCUUUUGUUGGCAGCAACAUUAUUGUCUUUGAAAGGCUCUGGGAAGGGCUCUGGAUGAACUGUAUCCGACAAGCCAAGGUCAGGCUGCAGUGCAAGUUCUACAGUUCCUUGCUGGCGCUCCCGCCUGUGCUGGAAGCGGCCCGGGCGCUCAUGUGUGUGGCCGUCGCUCUCGCCUUGAUCGCGCUACUUAUUGGCAUCUGCGGCAUGAAGCAGGUCCAGUGCACAGGCUCCGACCAGAGAGUCAAAGCCUACCUUCUGGGGACUUCGGGAGUCCUCUUCAUCCUGACAGGCAUCUUCGUUCUGAUUCCAGUGUGCUGGACAGCCAACAUCAUCAUCAGGGAUUUCUACGACCCAGCCAUCCAUGUCGGUCAAAAGAGAGAGCUGGGAGCCGCUCUGUUCCUCGGCUGGGCCAGCGUUGCCGUGCUCUUUAUCGGAGGGGGCCUGCUCUGCGGGUUCUGCUGCUGCAACAGGAAGAAGCAAAGAAGGCUCAGAUACCCAGCCCCUGAGUCCCGCGUGCCGCGCACGGAUCCGCGCAGGAACUUGACCGUGCUCAGUAAGACCUCCACCAGCUACGUCUAACUGCGGAGUGCGCUCAGUGUGCUUUAUAAGGUCCUUCCAGAAACUGUAAGUACACUCGGCAGGAGAACUGGCCUUAUGACUGGAUCUAAACUGAGAUGAAAAUUUCAGUUUGCCACCUAAGGUAGCAAGUAAGACUUCCUUGACCAUUCUGACCCCCUGUGUUUUAAAUGCAUUUACUAUCAUUGGACUUAUUCCCCAUUCCAGUUUGCAAAAGUCAAGUAUGUUUGCAACCACCAGCAGAUGUACAAUGAUAAAUUAUUCACUUAUUUUUUUUACCAUAAUAGAUUAUCUGAUAAGAACUAAAAAUGCAAUUAGUAAUCCAUACCAAUAAAGCAUAUGCAUUUUCCAAAACCUAGUCUGUUAUUUUCCCUUCAAAUUAUUUCUUAUACUGUAUAAAUGGUGAUUUUUAGUUU